Messenger RNA from Manihot esculenta (cassava), 660 nucleotides. Its product is annotated as GDSL esterase/lipase At5g03980-like. The transcript has 5 exons. Lineage: Eukaryota; Viridiplantae; Streptophyta; Magnoliopsida; Malpighiales; Euphorbiaceae. The record is from RefSeq and is a predicted model, not a curated record. The coding region runs from base 1 to 660 and encodes 219 amino acids. Gene Ontology annotation, molecular function: hydrolase activity, acting on ester bonds.
AUGGAGGGGACUAUGAAUGGAGGUGCUGAUUCUAUUAAGGAAGGAGGAAAGAGCAUCGAUAGGGAGCAAGAUUGGCUGGCAGAGAAAGCGGAAAAACGUAUUGAUGAGUUGAAGCCCAUGGUACCUGAUGUUGUUAAAAUCAUCAAAGAAGCUGUCAUGAGAGUUAUUAGAUUUGGUGCCACUCGAGUUAUUGUUAUCGGAAAUUUUUCAAUCGGUUGCAUGCCCAUAUACCUUACAGAAUUUCACUCUAAUGAUUCUAGUGAAUACGAUGAAUUUCAUUGCCUCAAGGGACUGAAUAACUUUGCAAUGUAUCACAAUGAACAACUCUGGCAAGAAAUUAAAGAAUUGGAAGAAGAGAAUCCAAAAGUGAAGAUAGUAUAUGGGGAUUACUACAAUGCCUACAUGUGGAUUUUGAGGAAAGCUGCAUUGCUUGGUUUUGAUCCAAAAUCACUGCAAAAAGCUUGUUGUGGGAGUGGAGGCGAUUAUGAGUUUAGUCUUAAUAGAAUGUGUGGGGCUCCUAAUCAACUGGGCCAAGGGGAAUUGUUUGGGGAGAUAGAGUUGAGGGUGGAAAGAGUAUUAGAAGGAGAUAUUGAGGCAAAUGUGGAUGCAGCUCAGCAACCUAGGCCUAGGAGAAAAGGCAAAACUGGAAUGGUGAACUGA